Messenger RNA from Mytilus trossulus (common blue mussel), 826 nucleotides. Its product is annotated as very low-density lipoprotein receptor-like. Lineage: Eukaryota; Metazoa; Mollusca; Bivalvia; Mytilida; Mytilidae. The transcript is spliced from 6 exons. Gene Ontology annotation, molecular function: protein binding. Gene Ontology annotation, cellular component: plasma membrane. The record is from RefSeq and is a predicted model, not a curated record. Bases 31 to 789 code for a protein of 252 amino acids.
UUUACUUAAAUAGUAAUAAAACCCAUAGUCAUGAGGUGGAUGAUUCGUUUGGUAGAUUUGAAAGUCAUGUGUAAUAUUUUGUACAUAUUGGUUUGCAUAAGUUUGACACUUGGAACAGUAAAAGGUGAGGAAUGUCCUACACGUGGUACGUCAAAACAGAUGCGAUGUAAGAAUGGUAAUUGUAUACCAAUAGAAUGGAAAUGUGACGGAGAAAGAGAUUGUGGACCAAAUGAUAAUACGGAUGAAGCUAAUUGUAAACUUUCAGCUGAUAACUGUAAAAAGAUUCCCGGGAGAUAUUUCCGAUGUGAGCGAUCUGGUUCCUGUAUUCCUCAGCAAUGGCGAUGUGAUGGAGACACUGACUGUGGACCAGGUGACAGAACAGAUGAACAAAAUUGUAGUGAAUUAUUAGGAGAAUGCAGUCAAACAUCCUUCAAGUGUGACAUCGAUAAGUGUAUACCAAGUAUAUGGCAAUGUGAUGGACGCCAUGACUGUCGGGAUCACAGUGAUGAACACGACUGUUUUGUUGAAGCGAAAGAUGCGUGCGACGCUAAAACCAGCUUCCGUUGUUCUGUCAGUAAAGACUGCAUAUAUAAAGGAUGGAAGUGUGAUGGUGAAUUUGAUUGUGGAGCAGACGAUACGUCAGAUGAGAAUGACUGUGAAGCAGAUUUUUGCAGUUAUAAAGAAUAUGAAUGUAAAUCUGGAGAGUGCAUCCCUUUAAAUUGGACAUGUGAUAAUGAAUACGAUUGUUCUGAUGGAUCAGAUGAAAAUGAGGCUAUCUGCUCACUCUGAAUUAACUCUUUUCUUACAUAUAAUUUAAUAAAAAAAA